This is a messenger RNA of Parathielavia appendiculata, 3589 nucleotides long. RefSeq names its product CBF-domain-containing protein. The transcript has 3 exons. The record is from RefSeq and is a predicted model, not a curated record. Gene Ontology annotation, cellular component: nucleus. Lineage: Eukaryota; Fungi; Ascomycota; Sordariomycetes; Sordariales; Chaetomiaceae. Bases 141 to 3230 code for a protein of 1029 amino acids.
CACAGCGCCCGCGAAGAGUCGAACAAUCGCGUCGAUUUUCGCUGCUUGCUUCUUCAUUUUCCAGCCCAUGAACCGCCCAAGAGCUGCCUGGAAGUCCCAAUCCACCGCAACACUGUGCGACAAUACGCAUAACGGCCGCAAUGGGUUCGAAACGGGCGAAGGAGAGGAAGAAGGCCGAUAAACCCAGCUUUGACGAGACUGCACUGGCCCAGCUGACAAGCAAAAUCGACAAGUCCCUCGCCGAGUCUGAGAAGCAGCGUCCACCAAAGCGAAAGAGACAGCGCGACAACGAAGACGAGCACAACUCGAAGCGGCACCAGACUCGGCCUGCAGAUAACAACCCCUCCAAACAUGCCGGCGAAGGACUGAAGAAUAAGCAUUCGGCGACCCUGCUUGACGAAAUAUUGGCUCUCGGAGGAGAUGAAAAUGACCUAGAAUUGGUUGCUAACGUCGAUUCUGGUGAUGAAGGCGGUGAUGCGGCUCGUCCAAAUGCCCCAUCCCAACUUGAAGUCGACAAGUCCCUACGGGAUGAGCUUGCGCAGUUCGCAUCCAGCCUCGGCUUCAACAAGUUCCACCACAAACACGAAGAUCUCGAAACCGAAGAGGAAGUGGAUGCUGCCGGAGACGCAGAGGACAGUAUCGCCGAUGACGAUCCUGAAACCGAUGAAGAGGACGUCGCACCACCCCCCGCACCACAGGAAGCUCGGCAGGGGAAGCAGUCUGGGAAGCUGAUAUUUGAGCCUCGUCCUGAUUGGCAUGGGCUUUCUUUGGAAGGCCUGCCUCCAGGGGUAGCCGGCAGCGGCAAGCAGUACUCUGCUUCCGUAUCGAAUCUCAAGGCAUAUGCGGAGAAGCUGUUGGAAGAAGAUUCGUCCAACUAUCUCGCGAAACAAGCAUCCAGCUCAACCUCCAAGUUCAUAUCCACCAUUAUGUCGUCUGGAACACUGUCGGAUAAGGUCUCAGCCUUGACGCUGUCGAUUCAGGAGUCGCCGCUGCACAACCGGAAGGCUUUUGAGAACCUGGUCAACCUGGCGGGGAAAAGGAGUCGUGGUCAGGCAAUUGCCGCUUUGGGAGCUAUAGUCGAUCUGCUGGGCAACGGGACGGUGCUCCCUGCCGACCGCCGCCUCCGCCCCUUCAACGCCCAGCCUGCUUUGCUUGGGGCUCUAGACGAACAGCAGACCGUUUCCUGGACGGAAGGGCGUGAACUCCCCGGGAAAUUGACCCCGCCGCAUUUGGUGAUGUGGGCAUACGAAGACUGGCUCAAAAGUGCUUACUUUCGCAUCAUCCAAUUGCUCGAGAUAUGGUGCUCUGACGAGAUUGAGUACUCGCGGUCUCGUGCCCUCGACUUCGUGUUUGGGCUGCUCAAGAGCAAGCCCGAACAAGAGGCUAAUCUGCUGCGGCUGUUGGUGAACAAGCUCGGCGACCGAGAACGCAAGAUUGCAUCGAGAGCCUCGUAUCUCAUCCUGCAGCUGCUCAACAUCCACCCCGGCAUGAAGGCGAUUGUCAUCAACGCCGUGGAACAGGAAGUGCUGCUGAAACCGGGACAAAAUCUGCGAACGAAGUACACCGCCAUCAACACACUGAACCAGACAAUCCUAAGCAUGAAGGAGCCUGGUGUCGCCGACACGUUGCUUCGCAUCUACUUUGACCUCUUCGUUUCUCUGUUGAAGACUGGAGCCUUGAACGACUUCGAAGCUCGUGACGGCGACAAGAGAUGGGGAAAGCCCCGAAAACCGUCAAAGAAAAAUGGUGCUUCCGCCGGCCUGGCUCCCGGGAACGAGCAGGAGACAGCACAGAAGCUUGUUUCGUCAUUGCUGACUGGCGUUAACCGAGCAAUUCCCUUCGCCACGGCCGAGGACUCGACACUCGAGAAGCACCUCGACACGCUGUUCAGGAUCACCCAUUCCUCCAAUCUCAACACGAGUGUUCAGGCCUUGAUGCUCAUCCAACAGCUCGCGGCGUCAAAACAGCUUGCUGUUGAUAGGUUUUACCGCACUCUUUACGAGUCGCUCCUCGACCCGCGGCUCGUCUCGUCCUCCAAGCACGCCCUCUACCUCAACCUCUUGUUCCGGGCCAUGAAGAAUGAUGUCGACGUUCGCCGGGUUAAGGCGUUCGUCAAGAGGCUAAUCCAAAUCCUCGGUCUGCACCAGCCAUCUUUCACAUGCGGCAUUCUCUUCAUGAUUGCCGAAUUACAAGAGAGGUUCCCCGAUUUACGCACUUUGCUAGAUGAACCCGAAGACAACGAUGACGAUGGCGAGGAAGUCUACCGGGACGUCCGAGAGGAUGGUCUCGACAACCUCGAGGCCCCGUCUGAGACGAACACUCCACGCGCUGCGGCCUACGACGGCCGGAAACGAAAUCCUGAACACAGCAACGCGCACCGGAGCUGCCUCUGGGAGCUGGUGCCGCACCUCGCCCACUAUCACCCCUCGGUAUGCGUGUUCGCCUCGAAUCUCCUGGCUCGACAGAAGGCGCUGCCCAAACCAGAUCUGGCUAGCCAUACCUUGAUUCAUUUCCUCGACAAGUUCGUCUACCGCAACCCCAAGGCAGAGGAAUCCAAGCGCGGUGGCUCCAUCAUGCAGCCGAUUCUCGCGUCCGGCGCUGCAUCACAUAUUGUGGCAUCGAGCAAAGCCUCUGCCAAGAAGCAGCCGGCUGUCAACUCGGCCUCCUUCUGGAAUUUGAAGCCCGAGCAGGUUUCCGCCGAGGACGUCUUCUUCCACGAGUAUUUUUCCCGAGUCGGCAAGCCGAGAGAGGCCGCCCGUGUCAAGAAGACGGCCGACGAUCAGGUCGGAUCAGAGGUCGAAGAGGCUGGGGAGGAGGAGAUCUGGAAGGCGUUGGUCAACUCUCAGCCUGAGAUUGAAGGCGCUGAUACCGAUGAAAACGACGAGAUGGAUCUGGAGGAAUAUGAUUAUUCGGAUAAUGAUAUGGAGGUUGAUGGGCUCAAUGCCAAUAGGAAGAUAUCAGACGUGGAAUCGGAUGGCUCGGAAGGCGACGAUGGUUUCGAAGGCAUCUUUGACGAUUCGGAGGAGCAGGAGGAAGAGGACGAGGACGAGGACAAGGAAGAGACCGUAGAUGAGGGCGAAGACGAGGCUGAGGACGAAGCCGGGAAGGGAAUGGUUGAAAAGGGCCUUGGGGGCAGGCUCAGGAGGAAGGAGCUGAAGAGCCUUCCGACUUUUGCAUCGGCCGAUGAUUACGCUGAGAUGCUGGCCGGAGAGGACGACCUGGACGACUGAUUCUGGCUUGGCGAGCCGGGCACUGCGCAGUUAAAGUUACAGGUGUGUCAUUAUGUGGAAAGUCACAAAAUAGGGGGGCGCUUGUUCUGCAGUCAGUUUGCCGUGACUCGAUUACUACGAGCGAUCGUACACAGGUCCUCAUUCCUUAGGUAUCGAACCAUUCCAACGCAUCGUCCUUUGUAAAGAUUGCACGGUAUGUAUGUCCGCCACCCUCUUCCUCCUUAUCCUCGGUGUCUAGAGUGCGCAGUCAGUCUCGAGUCUUCUGGGCGGCAUCGCCCUGAUGGAUUGAGGAGGAUCGAAGGAGACGGCCGGAAAAACCUACGGAUGGAGUGGAGUGUCGCUUGGUCAUCCGGGCCUCC